AUGAGGGGACUGAUAAUCUUGUCGCUUGCGCUCCUUGGGGUCUGUAGUGCCCUUACUGUGCCCCACUCUCUCGUGCAUCCAAAGGAUCUUCAGAUCCAUCAUGGCAGCAUCGAGGGUCGGAUCACCAACGGAAAUCAGGCAACUGAGGGUCAGGUGCCCUAUAUCGUUGGCGUUAGCCUGAACAGCAAUGGAAAUUGGUGGUGGUGCGGAGGAUCCAUUAUCGGAAACACUUGGGUGCUCACCGCUGCCCACUGUACCGCUGGUGCCGAUGAAGCUUCACUGUACUAUGGAGCUAUCAACUACAACCAGCCCGCUUUCCGUCACACCGUCGGGAAGGAGAACUUCAUCAGAUAUCCCCACUACGUUGGACUCGACCACGACUUGGCUCUGAUCAGGACUCCCCACGUGGACUUCUACAGCCUGGUCAACAAGAUCGAGCUGCCCAGCCUGGAUGAUCGCUACAACUCCUACGAAGACAGUUGGGUUCAGGCCGCUGGUUGGGGAGCCAUCUACGAUGGCAGCAAUGUGGUGGAGGACCUGCGAGUUGUGGACCUGAAGGUGAUCUCCGUGGCGGAGUGCCUGGCAUAUUACGGAACUGAAACCGCCUCCGAGAACACCAUCUGUGUGGAAACCCCGAACGGAAAGGCCACCUGCCAGGGAGACUCCGGUGGUCCUCUGGUCACAAAGGAGGGUGAUAAGCUGAUCGGAAUCACUUCUUUUGUCUCCGAUUACGGCUGCCAGGUUGGAGGUCCUGCUGGAUUCACUCGUGUCACCAAGUACUUGGAGUGGAUCAAGGAGGAGACUGGAAUUUAUUAUUAAAGCUAAACUUUAUUACUUUACAAUGUGAUUCUGUAAGGAAUAAACUAUAAUACUUUCCACUUUUUGCUUUGAAUAAAGUCCUUUACAUAUUCUCUUAA
Molecule: messenger RNA, 917 nt
Organism: Drosophila ficusphila
Lineage: Eukaryota; Metazoa; Arthropoda; Insecta; Diptera; Drosophilidae
Product: serine protease 3
Exons: 2
Coding region: 1-819 (272 amino acids)
Biological process (GO): proteolysis
Molecular function (GO): serine-type endopeptidase activity
Source: RefSeq, a predicted model, not a curated record